AUGCACGUGGCCGACCGGCGGAUGCACGCGGUGCUGCGCACCGGGCUGGUGGAAGGCCAGACCAAUGUCUGCCCGGCCAUUGAUGACUGGGAUAUUGAUAUGCUAAAUGAGGAUCGUGAGAACAUCCACGCGCGUGUUUAUAAGUCGGCCCAUGCGAAGCUGGCGAUUGUUGCCUUCCGCGGGACGCAGUUUGAGUCAAUGAAGAACUGGCACGUGGAUGCAGACAUCCAGCGGAUUCCCAUGAAGCUGCCAAACGGCAAUGUGACCUUUGUACAUGAAGGCUUCCUGAACGCGUUGAACCACGUCCUUCCACACGUGAAGCGCUGGGUCGACGGUUACAUCCUGGGGCUCUUCAGCGCGGUGCCGAGCGAUUGGAAUCUGAUCUUCACGGGCCACAGCUUGGGCGGGGCCUUGGCCUUGCUGGCGGCCACCAAGGUGCGACCGGUCAAGCCCGGUCCAACGGAGCCCGAGGCCACCAUUGCCUUCGGCGUGCCGCGGGUGGCGGACGCUGCGCUGGACGACUGGUGGCAAGCACAGCAGCUUUGCGGAAAGCUGAUUCGCGUGAACACCUACAAUGACGUGGUGCAUGUGAUGCCCUUCCACAAGAUGUGGAGCGCAUGGACUGCCGUCAGCGAUGUUUACGACUGUGUCGCUGUUCGUCAGAUUGGGAUGGCAAUUGACUGCCCAGCUGAUCCGAUUGAGCUGGGGCCCGUGCUGAUCUUCGUUUCAGGGGUGACAAGUAUGAGGCUUGUGCCGCAGGUGCAUGAUGUGCCCAGCCCAGCCGUGACGUCGCCCCUGAACUGCCUCAGCCCAUCCGCGAACCUAGGAUCGGAUGCGUCGCAGGUGGAAAUUAGCAACCAAUGGGCUCACGUCUGUCCACAAAGCGAGAUUCUGAUCCCGAGCCGUGUGAAAGGUAUCAACCAACAGCUGGAAGAGAUGUCUCCCUUCGGCGGUGUGCUGGCGCACUUGAAUGAGAACUGCCUCUACGGUGCGAGCGAGUCGCGGUUCUCCCGCUAUAUCUAUGCAGUGCUGCACAGCAAUAUCACCUCGCUGGAUAGAUAUUGCAACUUGUCGCCCGAUGUGUGCAAUGAUCUCCAAGAGUUGCCACUUCGGAAGCUCAAAGGGGAUACACGGCCCAAGGGCGAAGGGCACUCAGAGGCGAUCUGCGAAAAGCAGAGGCCACCGUUCAAUGAACCACGGCGCGUGGACGCCCUGCGGCAGGGCGCCCCUGCCGCAGGGUGA
This is a messenger RNA of Durusdinium trenchii, 1242 nucleotides long. NCBI's taxonomy places the organism in Eukaryota, Dinophyceae, Suessiales, Symbiodiniaceae. The record is from the annotation of a GenBank genome assembly.